Symsagittifera roscoffensis is the source of this 1377-nucleotide messenger RNA. RefSeq lists its product as uncharacterized. The transcript has a single exon. Gene Ontology annotation, biological process: G protein-coupled receptor signaling pathway. The coding region runs from base 1 to 1377 and encodes 458 amino acids. Gene Ontology annotation, molecular function: G protein-coupled receptor activity. NCBI's taxonomy places the organism in Eukaryota, Metazoa, Xenacoelomorpha, Acoela, Convolutidae. The record is from RefSeq and is a predicted model, not a curated record. Gene Ontology annotation, cellular component: plasma membrane.
AUGGCGUCUAGCAAUGGGUCUGCAGAUCAAAUCCCAUCCGGAUCUUUUUUGGAUUUCACUGAGCCAGAAUGCUCGGUGAUUUUCUUCGGAUUUCUGACGUCGUCCAUCAUCGGCACAGCGUGCAACUUAUUCUUACUGCUUGUUCUUCUAGUGAAAAUGUGGUGUGAGUCUAUGAAUAAAUCUGCCUCGGACCAGUUAGUAGCUUGUCUGACCACGAUCGACCUCAUCGCUUGUUCUCUACUAUUUCCUCUGGAAUGUGAACAUUUUUCGCACCCCGAUUGCAACAUCGAUCAAAGACGAUUCGACAAGUUUCUCACUCUGUUCCUCGAACUCGCCUCCACCGGCGCUCUCCUAAACAUCGCUGUGUGUCGCUAUCUCAUGGUAUGCUGGGCUACUAGAGUUAAAGUCUCCUUCAACAUCAGCUUAGUCAUGAGUUCGGCAAAUAUUCUCAUCUCUAUGGCGGGUGCAGCAGCCGCUAUUUUGCUGCAGACGACAGAAAUCACGAUUCUGAUCUACUUGUUGGGGAUCCUGUCAGUGAUGGUUCUGAUGGCACUGCUCUACUUUCUCAUCUUCUGGAAACUGUACAAGCGAGCCGAAGUGGCCCGCAAACGCAGUAAAAAUGCUAUCCUGUCUUUGCAAUCUGGUUCUCAGAAGACAGGAGUGGCGGCAACGCCAUCCAUUCCUCAGAUUGAGUUGACACCUGUGGAACACAACGAAGACCAGGAGCACGAGGAAUUGGCCAGCUCCAAAAAAUUAAAUCGCAAUAAAGAGACUACCUUCAAUAGAGAGAGUCUGAAAGAACACACGGAAGACUCGCUGCACUACAAAAAGCGCAGGUCUGUCAACUUUGUCGCAAAUCCACUGGCGAGUCUAAAACAGACGAAAACUUCGUCUGAAAAGAAGUCGCACCAAGUUUCGCAGAUGGAACUUAUGAUGAAGCGAUCGGCGAAAAUCUUCGUGAUAAUCACCGCUUUGUACAUCUUUUGUUUUCUGCCUAACGCUAUUUUGACUAUAUGUUACUUUAUCAUUGGACAGACAUUCAUAACACGAGCAAAACCGGUCAUAAUCGAGUACAUCAUCAAAUACGUAAACCUGUUUUACAACAUCAACUUCAUUCUGAUGCCGCUGGUGUAUGCUAUUCUGAACAGACAGUUCCGAGAGGACUGUGGGAAGCUGAAGAUGAAAAUGUUCGGAGGAGAUUCCCGGGUGAACGGAAAGGGUUCGCGGUCGCCCAGUUCAAGGUCGCCGAGAAUGAGAGCGGUGAAAAGCCGCGCCGAUAGUGGUGUGACCGGAAACCAUCUGGUAGCGAUGCACAACCCAGAUCAACUUUCAGUUGUGGUUUCAAAUGUAGGCAACUCGAACAUUUCCAAGAUUUAG